AUGGCUGACUCUAUUCUGGAGUUGCUUGAUCCGCAUCUCAACAGCAGCAGCAGUGUUUCGUCGCUGGCAACGUCUCGCCCGCUGCGAGUAUCAUCAACAGAUGCGACAACCACCAAAUACCUCAACCGCCUGACGAGCUUGUCACUCGAACAAAUACGAAAUAGCGAACCUCAAUCAAUAUCUCAAUCUGCGCACUCUACACUGCUGUCCCUCCAGGCAUUGUCCAAUCGCUCCCACAAAGCUUUGAUAUCAUCCUCAGACCAUCUCUCGACUCUUCGAAAUUUGAUCCCCUCGCUAGGCCAAGAUGUCAAGGCUUUACAAGAAAGAAUACCAAUUCUCGAUUCAGAAGCCGUGCGCUUCUCGACUACAUACAGCAAAUCAAGCGAUAACCUGAAUCUAGACCGCAGAAAAAAGGCAAUGCAGCUAUCGCGAAAUGUUGACCGAAUAUCAGAUGUCCUUGAACUUCCAGCCCUCCUUUCGACCGCUGUUUCUACUUCCUCUGCGAAUGCGGGAACGGCUGCAGGAAAUGCAACAUCGGGAAAUUACUCGACCGCUCUCGAUCUUUACUCUCAUAUAAAAAGACUACAAACUCUCUACCCGGAUUCUCCGCUUAUAAAGGACAUUAUAUUGCAAGCCGAAGAUGCCAUGAAGACCAUGACCACGAAUCUUAUAGCCGGAUUAAGGACGCAGAAUAUUCGACUCGCAGCUGCGAUGAGAACAGUUGGCUGGUUGAGACGUGUUGCGCCGGAGCUGGAAAGCCCACAAAGAAGUCACGAAACUGGAACUGGAUCAGGCGAAGGGUCGCUUGGAGCACUCUUCCUCGUUUGCAGACUAGCAAAUCUAGUGUCGACAUUGGAAGCUCUCGACCCUCUCAGGGAACUGGCAGACCAAGAAACUCAGCGAAGGGUUGAAGCGGCGACAGGCGAGCGAGCAGCAUCGUCAAAGUGGUCUGGAGGCCAACAGACAGAGCGGUAUUUGAAAAGAUAUAUCGAAAUCUACCGAGAACAGAGCUUUGCUAUUGUCUCACUAUAUAAGAAUAUAUUCACACCGGAACCGGCUGAGAACGGGUCAAAGCCAAUUACUGUUCCUGGGCUGGAUCUCAAAUCCCUCAACUUAAAAACACAACCACCUGCAAAGCCAACCAAGAAGAUCGAUCUGCUACAAGCACUUCCACCUGCCGUCGCGACAUUCCCAUUGUAUCUGGUGCGACUUCUUACAGAUACCCUUCGCACUUAUCUUCCUAACGUGAAGGACAAGAGUUCACGAGAGAGUCUACUGACUCAAGUCCUGUAUUGUGCAGCCAGUCUUGGGCGAUUGGGCGGGGACUUCAGCAUGAUUCUCACAGAGUUGGAGGAUGAAGAAGUUGAGGAUGAGACAAUCGUCCAUGAAUGGGAGGAGGUGAUGCGCAAACACCGUGCGCUGGCAGGGAGACUUGAGCAACUCACCGGUGGUCAAGCUACUGGAGGCACUACCAAAAGCAUCUUCCGAAUGACCUCCCCGGUGCAUUGA
Molecule: messenger RNA, 1509 nt
Organism: Talaromyces marneffei
Lineage: Eukaryota; Fungi; Ascomycota; Eurotiomycetes; Eurotiales; Trichocomaceae
Exons: 1
Coding region: 1-1509 (502 amino acids)
Biological process (GO): intra-Golgi vesicle-mediated transport; cytoplasm to vacuole targeting by the Cvt pathway
Cellular component (GO): COG complex
Source: RefSeq, a predicted model, not a curated record